Messenger RNA from Sander lucioperca (pikeperch), 7342 nucleotides. Its product is annotated as membrane-associated guanylate kinase, WW and PDZ domain-containing protein 2-like. The record is from RefSeq and is a predicted model, not a curated record. Gene Ontology annotation, molecular function: type II activin receptor binding; signaling receptor complex adaptor activity; SMAD binding. Gene Ontology annotation, biological process: receptor clustering; signal transduction. Bases 250 to 4854 code for a protein of 1534 amino acids. NCBI's taxonomy places the organism in Eukaryota, Metazoa, Chordata, Actinopteri, Perciformes, Percidae. The transcript is spliced from 22 exons. Gene Ontology annotation, cellular component: cytoplasm; dendrite.
GGUCAUCCGCCAGUAUCUCUCUCUUGCGUCUGUGUGUCUGACACAGUAAUAAUAAUUUCAUCCGCCGCCGUGCUGUACUGCAGCCCUCUGCCCGACUGCGCGGCUCGCCGAGCGGACACUGCGCCUGGCGUGCACCGGUGAUGAUGGAGCCACGGACGCUGUGACGCUGCAGCCGGUCGCACAAAGGCAGGGAUGAGACGGUAAGAGGCUUUUGGUGGGCCAGCCCGCGGUGAUUAACUCGCCCUAACGAUGUCUAAGAGCCUCAAGAAGAAAAACCACUGGACCAACAAAGUCCACGAAGCGGUGAUAACCCGUGGGAAGGAAGGGGAGCUGGGGUUCGAGCUGAAGGGGGGCGCGGAAAUCGGCCAGUUCCCCUACUUCGGCGAGGUGAAGCAGGGGAAAGGACUGAUCCAGAGCGGCAAACUGGCCCAGGAUGAGCUGCUGCUGGAGGUCAACAACAUGCCAGUGGCCGGGCUCACCACCCGGGACGUGCUGGCCGUGAUUAAACACUGCAAAGACCCAGUCCGCCUCAAAUGUGUCAAGCAAGGGGGGGUGGUUGACAAGGAUUUGCGGCACUACCUCAACCUGCGUUUCUCCAAGGGCUCAGUGGACCACGACCACCAGCAGAUCAUCAGAGACAACCUCUACCUCCGCACCGUUCCCUGUACCACCAGGCAGCCUAAGGAGGGGGAGGUGCCGGGGGUGGACUACAACUUUGUGAGUGUGGAGCGUUUUAUGGAACUGGAGCAAAGUGGAGCCCUGCUAGAGAGUGGAACCUAUGAAGAUAAUUUCUACGGCACACCAAAACCUCCAGCGGAGCCGUCCCCCGCAGCACCUCCUCUGAAUGUAAGUGAGGCCCUGCUGCCCGGAGCCCGGCCCAGCGCCCAGGGCAAGAGGAAGAGGAACCAGUCAGUCAGCAACAUGGAGCAGCGUGCCAGCCUGGAGCCACCUGAGGAGGAGGAAGAGGAGAGCCCGGUUGUCAACGGCAACGGGGUGGCCAUCACACCAGAGUCCAGUGAACAUGAGGACAAGAGCACAGAUGCCUCUGGGGAAGUCGCUGUUGAAAUGUCCAGCCAGGCCCCAGCCUCUGUUGAGCCCCCCACCGAAGGAGAGGAGGCCCCAAAAUCUCCCUGUAAAUCCCCCACCAAUGUUCCAGACAUAGAUGAGGAAGAGCUGGGUCCUCUGCCUGACAACUGGGAGAUGGCCUAUACCGAGAAGGGGGAGGUCUACUUCAUAGAUCACAACACUAAAACUACAUCAUGGCUGGAUCCUCGGCUCGCAAAGAAAGCAAAGCCACCAGAAGAAUGCAGGGAAGACGAGCUGCCCUAUGGCUGGGAGAAGAUAGAUGACCCCAUCUACGGCAGCUACUAUGUAGAUCAUAUCAAUCGAAGGACUCAGUUUGAGAACCCAGUCCUGGAAGCCAAAAGACGCCUAGAGCAGCAGAGGCAGAUGCAGAGCCAGGGACUCUCCGCUCUACCACUGCCCACUAUAUACAGAGAGAAGCCAUUGUUUACGAGGGACCCAACUCAGCUGAAGGGGAACUUCCUGUCGACAGCCCUGCAGAAGAGCAACAUGGGGUUUGGCUUCACGAUCAUCGGAGGCGACGAGCCUGAUGAGUUCCUGCAGGUGAAGAGUGUAAUACCAGACGGACCCGCUGCUCAGGACGGAAAGAUGGACACAGGUGAUGUCAUUGUCUACAUUAAUGACAUCUGCGUGCUCGGCACCACACACGCCGAUGUGGUCAAGCUUUUCCAGUCCGUACCAAUCGGUCAGAGCGUGACCCUCGUGCUCUGUCGAGGCUAUCCUCUGCCCUUUGACCCCGAGGACCCAGGUGGCGCAGCAAGCACCUCCCUGACACCCAUCGGCAUGGAACACCGCCCCCUGGUGGUGAACGGCCGUGGCAGUUACGACCCCUACCUAGAGUAUCUGUCGUUGAGCUCCCAGCUGCCUCCUCAGGCUCUGGCCCAGGCUGGAGCCCCUCACCCCGGGGACACACAUCUGGAUGGCUCAUCCCUGCCGCCCACCACACCCGGUUCGGCAUCGGCACUCACGCCUCACGACGACAACGUGUCCAUGGCCUCCUCUGGGACUGCGGGGGUCGCUGGGGCAACAGCACAAGGGGCAGAGCUUCUGACAGUUACUAUGGUGAAAGGGGCGGAGGGAUUUGGGUUCACCAUUGCCGACAGUCCCACUGGUCAGCGAGUAAAACAGGUGCUGGAGCCAGGCUCCCAGGGAGCGUCAGGGCUGAUAGAGGGAGACCUGAUCCUGGAAGUGAACCAGCAGCCAGUGGCUGCAGCUGGACAUGGACGAGUGGUGGAGAUGCUUAAAGAGUGUCCUGUGGGAGCUGAGGCUACUCUUCUCAUACAGAGAGGAGCAACAGGCCACAUCUCUCCGUGGAAGGGCUCCAAACAGUUGCCUGACCAAUGGGACCCACAUGGAAGCCCCCAAGCAAACCUGUCCGGCCCAGUUUUGCCACCUGGCAUGCCCUUCCCAAACCAGCCACAGCACCGCACAUCUGUGCCGGACUCCACCGAGGGCUUCGAUCUUAACAAACCUGACCCCUAUGACCUUUACGAGAAGUCGAGGGCUAUCUAUGAGAGCCGACGUCCAGAGUAUGAAGAGGUGGAGGUGCACCUGCUGAGGGAGAAGACCGGGUUUGGCUUCCGCAUCCUGGGGGGAGACGAGGCCGUGCAGGCUGUGAGUCCGGACGCCCGUGACAAGAUUGUUAUUGGCGCUAUAAUAGAGAACACUCCCGCAGAGCGAGAUGGGCGGCUUCAACCUGGGGAUGAGCUCAUUUCUGUGGAUAAAAAUGUGGUGGCUGGGAAACCGCACAAAUACGUAAUAGACUUGAUGCACGCAGCCGCUCGCAAUGGUCAAGUCAGCUUGACUGUGAGAAGGAGAGUGCAAAUGCCUGGUGAACUGUGUCCUGUGAAUGGCCGCAGCCCCGGCUCUGUUUCGACACAACACAGCUCCCCACGUAGCGAUGCAGCCUCAGCUUCGGGCCCUGCAGCGGUCAUCGUCCCAGCUGCCACCUCUCCUCCAGAGGGUUCUGCUCUGCAAACUAGUGAUGUGGUUAUUCACCGCAAGGAGAAUGAGGGCUUCGGCUUCGUCAUCAUUAGCUCCCUGAACAGACCGGAGAAUGCCACCAUCAUCACUGUGCCCCAUAAAAUAGGACGCAUAAUUGAGGGCAGCCCUGCGGACCGAUGUGGGAAGCUGAAGGUGGGCGACCGGAUCCUGGCUGUGAAUGGACAGUCCAUCAUCAGCAUGCCGCACGCAGACAUUGUCAAGCUCAUUAAAGAUGCUGGGCUAACAGUCACACUGCACAUCAUACCAGAAGAGGGUGAAAUCUUGUCUUUCACAGGUUCCCAUUCUGGCCCAGGCUCAGAGAAGCAGAGCCCCAUGACCCAGAAACACAGCCCCCAGACCCAGCCCAGCCCUGUAGCCCAGCCAGGCCAAGGAGGUACCCAGCCUGGCCAAACAGCCACUCAGACAGGUCAAAUACCUGCCCAGCCUGGCCCCACACCAGCUCAGACAAGCCAAACAGUGACUGGCCCUCUUGCACCAGCAGCCUCCCAGCCUGCACCAGCUGGAACCCAGCAGAGCCCGGUCACCCAGCCCUCUGGCCCCCCUCCACAGAUCUACCUCCAUGACGGCAGGUCAGAGGUAAAAGCCAGACAGGACGUUAAACCUGACUUCCGCCAUCCUCCAUUCACUGAUUACAGGCAACCUCCAGUAGACUAUCGUCACCCACCUGUUACUGAUUAUCGACAGCCGCCAACGCUGGACUACAGACACCCGCCUGGUCUGCUGGAUUUCAGACAGCACCCUGCAGCUGCACAGUUCCCUCUGGGGUUGCCUCCUGACUUCAGACCACAGGACUAUGAUUACUUCACGGUGGAGCUGGAGAAAAGCGCAAAGGGUUUUGGCUUCAGUAUCCGCGGGGGCAGAGAGUACAAGAUGGACCUGUUUGUGUUGCGCCUUGCUGAAGAUGGUCCUGCUAUACGUAAUGGAAGGAUGAGGGUAGGGGAUCAAAUCAUAGAGAUUAACGGAGACAGCACUCGGGACAUGACUCACGCCCGCGCCAUUGAACUCAUCAAGGCGGGAGGCAGGCGAGUCAGGCUACUGCUAAAGCGAGGCACAGGACAGGUGCCAGAAUAUGACUGUGCCGGCCCCUGGGAUUCCUUUUCUACAGCCAACUCUGCCCUGCAGGAAGUAACCCUCAAACACUACCCAAAUCCAUUGCUCUCAUCCCAUCCAGCCUCAGCCCCAGACUCCCCUCAUCAGCUCCCUCUAGAGGCCACAGUGUGCAUGGCAGACAAAGCUCCACAGCUGACAGACCACAGCUCCAUUAGAGGGGCUACAGGUGGCAGGUCCACCCAGAAGAAGUGCAUCAUCAGGGGGCAGGGAACCCCUCAGGGGUGCGGAGAGGUGGACUGUGGAACAGGCGACAGACAGCCUCGGGCUUUGCCUCCCAAAGCUGUCCUGGGGAGGUCCGUUGAAAGAAGAGAGAGGCAGAGGGAGACUUGCUCCCCCUGCUGUGAGAGAAAGGGCCUGCACACACAGGCGAUGAGCACUGUCUGGCCUUGGGACCCCUAUGUGAGUGUGAAUUUGAAUGGAGCCUCUCUUGGCAGUGGAGAUGGACAUGUCAGCCUCCAGGAGAGGCUGGUGUCCAGAGGUCUGUUCCCCAGAGAAGAUGAGAGGGCCAGUGGCCACAGUGGGCUCUGCUGCCCCUCUAAAACCAUGGAAGAUCCUCCUGCGAGGAGUGCAGCAGCCUCCCCUGGGCCCUGGAACAUCCCUGGGUCUGACAAACUGCCUGGCACCCUGAGGUCCUGGACCUCCACAGUAAGCAGGUAGAAUGGAUCCCGCUGGUUUGGACCGGAUCACACUGUCUGGCUCCUCAUUCAGUUCACCAUCCAAGUCUGAGAAAAGCUCUCCCUCACCCUCUCUUUUCUGUCCUGUUUUCUUCUCCAUCUACUUCUAAGAUCAUUAUUUUGUUUCAUUUGUUCUUACGAGAUAAUUAUUACACCCACCACCUUAAAAAAGAGAGGAACUUUCACAGCUAUUGUAACAUACAGUAUAAAACAGAUGGAGACUACUCAAUAUGUAGGCAUUUUAGCCCCUCAGAUGCGACAGUAAAUGUUCUGAUCACAGAUGGAGCAACAACGUCUGAUUCUGAGUGGAGCUGUUCUUUCGACAUGUACCUUUAACUGCUCGACCGUAUCUGGCUCAGAUUGGUUAGUGCAACGUAACCUCAGAUGGAACAAGAUUCCUCGCAGGACAGAGACAUAUGUACAUCCAAGAGAUUUACUUUUGCUCCAUUUUCUCUGUGCAGUGGGAAGAUCUGUCAGAGGGAGGCAGUGACACUGACACUCCUGGAGGACAUGGCACUGGCCCAAGUGACAGCCUGGUUAACCCGACAUAUGUUAGAUCUCACAUGCCUACCAAUAUAUCAUAUACUGUAAAUGUAAAGAUGUGAAAAAUAUGUUCAUUUGGUAAUCUCAAAAACAUACCUGUGUUUUUGAGGCAGUGUUGUAGUUAGAUACAUUGUAAAGAAAAGAGAAAAAACCCACCAGGACAGUAUUUUAGGAUCACUAUUUCCAUGGCCUCGUCUAUUACUACAUAUCAAAGACUGUGCAAGUCAACAAACCCAGACUGCUGAGGGAGGCAGCGGUCAUGUGCGUGGAUAUAAACCACCAUGUCUUUAUACAGGGACUCACAUGUCUUUUAGAGUUAGAACAUAGAGAGGAUAUCCUCUGUGGAGCUGACCAAUUGGUAUUCAUGUGAGAAAAAAGAAAAUCUUUUUUUUCCUCAAAUUGAACUUUUAAGUGACUAAAAAACAGUUGGCUUAGUAAGAAAUCAUAAUCCUGUUCUGUACACAACUUGAUCACAAGUCAACCAUGCAGUCAUUGUGCAGAAAUAUAAGGCGUGUUGUAUUCAUUCAAUGCUCAACGGAAGAAUUUUGUCCAGUCUAUAUUUCCCAUUUCUAUGCCUUUUACUGUGCUAAGUGUACCACAUCACUGUGGGAGAGGGGCAUCGGUGUGGGGAAGAGGAGGCCGAUGGUUAUGAGGUGGGGCGGAGUGCCUUACUCAAACUAAUGCAGUGCUGUUGUGAUUUGUUUUGGGAACUGAAUGCAAAACAGAUGUUAAUGACCAUGCACACAAAUCAGCCUGGAGCCUGUUUUCUUCUGACUUAACACCAAGCAGUAUAUAUACAGUUAUCUUGAUGCACUCUUAUCAAUGUCAAUGAUUGCCCUUGUCCCCUAGCGCUUAAAUGGGGAUACAAUGUAGCCUGUAGCAUUACAUCCUCUUCUUAGAGUCAUCUGGGAAAGUGGAGCUGUGAACAUUUAUCCAGACAGGGUCGUUGUCACAGUGGACCGUGGUUUCUGUUGUUUAGGAAGAGUCUCAUUUCAGCUUUAUUUGUCUAUUCUGUAAAGAAAACAAGUUAAGUUUGCAUUGUUGCAAGCAGAACCAAUGCUCGUGGAAUCCAAACCCAAGACUUUAGAUGAUGUGUAAACACAAAUGCAUUGAAACGUGUUCGAUCACAAAGUUUUGAUACUGGCAGAGUGGAGGCAUGCUGCUAUUAAACUGAUGGAGAUGAAGUCACUAUCCUCCUGCAUUUCUCCAUUUUGAUAUCAUCUAUUUCUCUCAACAAGAUGUUUGCUCUCAUUAGAAAUUAAAUAACCAGAGCUUUUUGAGGACUGGAGGACCAGAUGAGUAAAAUCACAAUGCAUUUUGACAACUUGACUGAAUGCAGCAUGAUGACACAUCCAAGCUGUACUUGUAAACUGGUAUAGGUUUACUGGUUAACUGCUUUUUGCAAGACAAUGCACCUGCAGACUGGGGUACUAGUAUGACCUGAAAAGUUGAAUCCAACUGUGUUCAUGUGAUAAACUGGUUAGCAAGGAGCAUGAGAACAUGCCAUUAGGCUGUAGAAAUGUGUUUACUGUAUGUACAAAUGUCAAAGUUUAGAAAAAGGUGGAAGAAUAUGCUAUCCAGCCCUCUGUCUCCAUCCAGGCCAUACCCCUGCCUGCUGUGAGUGAUUUUGUAUACAAAAACAAAAAACUGCUUUAUUGGAACUUGUGAAGGAUGGCACGUUCAUAAAUCCCCAUUGAGAUCAAGUAUAACUGUGUAGUGUUAAUUGUGUAUUAUUCACCUUGUACAGCUGUAUUCCUACAAAUAUGGUUUACUGUAUCAUUGAUACUGUAGUUUCAAAGACGUGAACAACUAUUUUUAUGAAAUGCGACAGUACUGAUAUAUUACAUUUUGCUAAAAAACAAAAAAACUUGUUUACUGAAAGAUAUUCUGAAAUACUGUCAAAUAAACUCUUGACAUGGUGUAAAAUA